Messenger RNA from Ahaetulla prasina, 8060 nucleotides. It is a transcript of the gene RAB11FIP1, whose product is annotated as RAB11 family interacting protein 1. Gene Ontology annotation, cellular component: intracellular membrane-bounded organelle. The record is from RefSeq and is a predicted model, not a curated record. Gene Ontology annotation, biological process: regulated exocytosis. Lineage: Eukaryota; Metazoa; Chordata; Lepidosauria; Squamata; Colubridae. The transcript has 6 exons. The coding region runs from base 121 to 4008 and encodes 1295 amino acids. Gene Ontology annotation, molecular function: small GTPase binding.
AGAUUAGGAACCGGCUGCUUGGCGUCUCCGCGGUGCCGGUUGCUCAGUCUGGCCGCGCGAGAAGGGCGGAACUGCCGCCGCUCUUACGAAUGCGCUGCUGAGGCGGACGGAGCCACCGCUAUGUCGCUGCCGGGCUCCCCGAGCUCUCCGGCCCCGCGCUGGGCCCCGACGCACGUCCAAGUGACGGUCCUCCAGGCGCGGGGGCUGCGCUCCAAAGCCAAAGGCGGCGGCGGCGGCGGGGGCAGCGAUGCCUACGCCGUCAUGGCGCUGGGCAAGGAGAAGUUCGCCACCUCGGUGGCCGAGCGCUGCCUCGGCUCGCCCGUGUGGCGGGAGGAAGCCACCUUCGAGCUGCCCUCGGUGCCCCGACGAGGCCUGGGCGUGGCCGGCGGGCCUGGGCCGAACGCCGUGCUGCAGCUGAGCGUCCUCCACCGCGCGCUGCUCGGCCUCGACAAGUUCUUGGGCCGCGCCGAGAUCAGCCUGGGCGAGCUGCAGAGCGAAGGCGGCCGCCGCACCACCCGAUGGUACAAGCUUCACUCCAAACCAGGGAAGAAGGAAAAAGAACGGGGCGAGAUUGAGGUGGAUAUUCAGUUCAUGAGGAGCAACAUGACAGCCAGUAUGUUUGAUCUGUCCAUGAAGGAUAAGCCUCGGACUCCCUUUAGCAAACUGAAAAACAAAUUAAAAGGGAAAAGGGGCAAUGGAUUGUCAGACACGGCUUCAGCAAUUAUUCCUAGCAUUACUCACUCACCAGCUGACAGUGAAGAAGAAUCAAAUGACAAGGAGAAGAAAAAAUCAAAGUUCAAGACACUGUUCUCUAAACCUGGUUUGCAUAAAAGCAAUAUUUCCCAGUCCAUGUCUGUGCUACCCACACUCCAGCCUGUUUCAGAAAGAGUUCGACUUCGACCCAGUGACUUUCAGUCACAGUGGAGUGAUGAUGAAGAUGAUGACACUUUGACAACAGUCUCUGAGAAGCCCUCUGCAAACAGAACCAGCAAUAACGUACUUGGUCCCCCUUCUGUCAUGACCCACAAGAGAACUGGUAGUGGAGACUCCAAGCAAUUAAACCAAAUAAUUGCUGGCAGUGCCAAGAAGGAUAUGCAUUCUUUAUUUGGCCUCAGAUCCAAAAAUGACCCAGUUUCGAGGUCCAAUCUGUGUAUCAAUGGUAGCCAUGUUUACAUGGAACAAAAUGAAUCUAAGAGUGACCUUGUUUCAAAAGAAGGUACUCCAUCUUCUCCUCAGACAUCCCAGCGAAAACGUCUCUUUUUGUCGCAGGAAAACCUGUCUUUUGAACGCGACAAGGAGCUUGAAAACUCGGCAAGGUUGCCCCUUGAUAAAUUGCCAUCUGGGUCGUUGGAAUCCUUUAAAGCCAUGACUCUGCCAUCGUAUAAAUUGCUUGCUGGUGGAGAUUUAGUAGAAAAUAACACUCCAUUUGUUUCAGACACUCCAAAAGAAACCAAGGAGAUCAAAAAACAGGAGAACAAGAAGUCUGGCUUGCUGUCUCUUGUGACAGGGAAAAAAGAAACAAAAACCAGUGAGGAGAUGGGGAACACUGAAAGUUCUCUGAAGGCAAAGGAAGUGAAGCGUAAUGAAAAAGAAUCGGCCAGAAAAGAGACAAACCCUUUUGAGCUCCCUGUGGAUGGCAAAAGGGGCCAUGGCCCACCUAAGAGUAAUGUCAUAGAUGUUGUCGUUGCAAAGACAUCAACAAACCCUUUCAGUGAAAACAUUGUGGAAGGAGAGAAACCAGAAAAGAAUGCCGCUUCUGUGAAACCUUCUCAGACGAAACCUGUCAAACCCAGACUGGGCGUGUCUUCAGAGGAUGAAACCAAAGCCACCUCUUUUCCUCCUGUUCCUGUUCCUCUUCCUCCUACUUGCUAUCCUUCAGAUAAUGAAAAUAAUCCUUUUACUUCUAAAUUUGAUGCAGAACAGAAAACUCGGGAAGUCGGUAGGUUUGAUAGCUCAAAGAAUAUUUCUGUUAAUAAUCCGUUCACUACAAAAUGGAUGCAGGAUUCUAGAGACCUGGAAUGCUCUGCCGUUUCUACCUGCCUUCCUUCAACUUCUGGCCACGAAAAUAAUCCCUUCACUCCUAAAUGCGGACAAGAAUCUCAGGAGAUGGAAACCUCUUCCUUAUAUUCUCUACAAUCUACAGCUUCCAUUACUGAAACUCAUACUAUUCCUUCUCAGCUUUCUAACAUUAAUGAUCCCUCUGUAAUCAAAGUAGGACAGGAAUCUGAAAGAAUUAGAAGUCCUCCCACAUCUAUAAAUUCUGUUUCUUUAACCGGAAACAUAGAUAAUUCCAAGUACACUGAUGAAAACUUAACUAAUCAAACAGAUACUAUAUCAAACUUCUCUGGCUCUCUAUCUGAGAGUCUUCCACCACAGUCUUCUGACCUAGUUAGAGUGAACCAAAAAUCCUCAUAUGACAAAGUGCAUAUAGUACAGCCUUUUAAAGAAAAGAAUGGGAUGAAAAAGUCGGUAGCCUUUGCACUCGAUGAAUCGAAAGAGGAUGUAAUAAGUAAUCAUAAUGACCGUGCAGAUGAAGAUUCAUUUGAGGUAAAUAAAAAUAAAGAAGCACUAAAUUCAUUUGAAAAGAAUAGCCUCCAAGUAAUUGAAUUAAACAUAGAAAAUAGCUGUAGCUCUAAGCCUGAUGAAGACAACAUAAUUUCUGUUCAUACUAGUGGGAACCCCUUAGAGAAGGAAGUUGAAUCUGGCUUAUCUAAAAAGGAGCCACUGGAACCAAUUGCAAGAGUCCUCAUUCCUCUGCAAAGCAAAAUGUCAGUUCCUGAACCGAGUGACAAAACACACACUGUGCCACCAAAACCAGCACCAAGAAAUGGUUUGAAAGUGAAAAAAUGUGUACCUCUAACUGAUGAACCAAAAGGAGAAGAUGUAUCAAGCCAUGCAUCUGUUCUCAAAAAGGUUUCUUCAGACAGUUCAACCUUUAGUGAAAAGCCAAGCCAUAUUUGCUCACUAACUUCAGAAAUGGCUGUCCUUCCUCAUAGAUAUGAUAAUGGUAAUACAGAUCCAUCUCAAAGUAUUAAGGAUGACUCUAACCACAUAAUGAGAACAUCACUUGGGAUUUCAGGUCCUGGAGAGAUGAAUGUAAAGCCCAUUACUCUUCCUGUUAUUCCAGAAGUAGCUUCAGAUGAUGAGCAAUUAGGUGAUUAUCAGCAGAAUCCUGAAAGUAUGACAUUAAGUGAAGAUUUGUCAAGAAAUGAAGAUGGCUUUAUGAACUUGUGGGCUUCUGCUGAGAGGACAGAUCUGACAUCAACUAAGAAAGCUAUUGGAGAGACUGUAUCAGGUCUCAUGCAAAUGAGUAAUUUUGGCAAUUCAGCCAACAUAUUGUUCAAGGAACCAACCAACAAUGUACAUAAAAACCCAAAUCAUAACCUAACAGGCAUAGAAAAGGAGUGUGGAGAACAUUCUAACAAAGAUAGGCAGGAUGAUUGUCCCGAGUCUUCUGCUAAGCCUGUUUCUCUUUACCCUCUGUCUGAUUCUUCUCAGUCUUGCUCUGUUAGUUCUUUCCAGUCUGAUUCUCACGGCUUUAAUAAAGCAGAAUCUCCAAAAAAAGCUACAGCAGAAGAAUUGGAUGCCAAAGUGGAAAGCUCUGGCAGGAAGAAGCUGCUUCAGGCAUGGGUUUCACCCUCUGAAACACAUCUUAAUCCUGGUGGAAAUUCUGCCAGACUCAGACUUCAUCCUGUGAAGCCAAUGAAUGCUACAACUAACCAACCAUCUGCAAAAACCUUGAGCAUAAAUACUAAGAUGCUGGAUAAUCAAACUGAAAUCAAUAUGAAGAAAUAUGACCGUUCAGAUCCUGCCUAUGCUUAUGCUCAGUUAACUCAUGAUGAACUGAUCCAAUUGGUCUUGAAACAAAAAGAUAUUCUUGCCAAGCGAGAUGUCCAGGUACGAGAACUGGAAGACUAUAUAGAUAACUUACUUGUUAGAGUCAUGGAAGCAACCCCCAACAUUCUUCGAAUUGAAGUCCACCCCAAAAAGAAAGCUGGAAAGAUGUAAAAUGACACCUCAACCUGUAUGAAGACCUUUCUUAGUCAAACUUAAGGAGUAGAGAAUGUGAAAUGAAAUAACUGUUGCUUUAUCAAAACAAAGGUUAUUUAUUUCUGUGGGUAAAAUUGGUUUUCUUGUCUUAGAGACUGGCUAGCUAUAAACCAAAAUGACAAUCUCUUUAGAUACUCUUCUAAUACAAAGCACAUAUUUUGCUUCUCUGUUUAUGAUUAAAAGUAUGAGCUUAUGAAACUUCAAGAGAGCUAUGUGAAUCAGCUUUCUACUGUGAAUAAUACUGUACUUGGAGCAUUUAUACAGAAUUUUAUGUAAAGCUGAAAAACAUUUGCCAGACUUUUCAAAUUUCUAUGGGUAAUCCUAAAUUUUUGUGCAAUAUAUACAAUCUUAUCCUAAGCAAUCUCAUGCUAAUUCACUGAAAACACUGGAAUAUCAUCAAGUCCCUCAUUUUAAUUAGCUGGAAAAUGAAAAUAUUACUGGAAAACUGGAUGCCUUUGAAAUCGUGACUUUCACAGGUUCUUAUCAGUUGGGGCUUAUGCUGUGGAUGUUUACAGUGGAUUGUGUACUGAGCUACUUGCAUUAUUCAUUUGGGAACCAUAGGUAAAAAAAUUACAUAGUAACAGCUAGUGAACAAACAUUGCUUGCUUGUGUUUUCUACAUUGAAAUAGCAAGUGAAUAUGCAAAACUUCAGUUCAGCACUGAGUUUUAUAAUCUCUAAUUAUGACUGGUUUGGGGUCCGUUGUAUUUGAUUUGGACUGGAACAAACUGGCUAAGAGCACUAGAGCUAUUGCUCAGUUGUACGUGAUGAUUUCUAAAUAGAGAUUAAAGCAGGGAUAAGUAACCUUGGGUUUUAAAAAACAAAACUCCAGAAGAAGUACUAGGUUGUUAUUCCUCUAUGACUUUAGAAAUGUGGAUAUAACUGGAAUGUUCCCAGACUUUUAACAGUUUGAAAGUACAUAUUCACAUGAUUCUUAAUUGGCCAUGAAUAUUGACUGAGCUUGCUUUUUAGUCACCUCUUCUUUGUUCAGAAAUUGAUUUUUCUUCCUUCCCUUUUACUCAAUAAAGUUGCCAGAAUGUCUACCUAUUUGCAAAUACUCACACAAAAAUUCCUCUAACAAGUUUCUUUUCAGAAAAUCGUAAGAAAAUUGGUGUACUUAAGUCCUUUUAGAAUAACAAUCUACUUAGGCUAGUACAAUUACUUUUGUCAGGAAGGUCAGAUAGUUUUGGGGUUCCAGAAGUCUCUUUCUUGAGUUCUUCCAGAUUCUGUAUUUUUCAGAGAUAUAAUUGCUUGUGAUGAUUAUUAUGGGUGAAAAUAAUAGAUAAAAUUGUAGACUUUCAGAAUCCGUAACCGAUGAGCAAGCAGUUAGAAAUCUUUUAGGUAAUUUUUGUUAAGGUGAAGAAAAGGCAUUCUUUCUCAUAAGAUGCCAUGGCAAACGUAUCUGCAAUUCUUGAAUACUUUCCCCCCUUUUCUAUGCAGUGAAACUUUGGGUUAAAUUUUGCUCCUUUUCAGGAAUUGCUGAGCAUAGUCUCCAUGUAUAAACUCUUGUAAUUCCAAGCAUUUAUUUGCUAAGUACAGAGCUGUAUAUGCAAUAUUGUCAAGUUUUCCUUUCUUCUUAAGAAUAUCGUAUGUUUGAAAUGAACAAACCUGAAUAUCUGAUAAGUUGCUCAAAUCUGAGCAUAUUCAUUGAUACUUAAAUUCCAUUUUAUUUGAUCAAGAAAACUAAACAGGGUAGUAUUGAUGUGAGAGAAUCUGAUGAAGAGAGUCAACAGCAGCAAUUUUUUACAUUGAAGCAUUUAUUUUGGAAAUCUGGAAGCUUUGUUUGGGCUGUGUUUCUGAUAUAAAGGUUUUGAAUUGUCAGGCUUUUCCACAGUUAACUUCUCUUUCCCAAGAGGUAGAGAAAUGUAGCCUGAUCUAUUUGUUGCAGUAAUUAAUGGAAUACAUACGAGAUCUACAUUAUCUUUCCAUAAUAAAUAGCCUAUAUUGUUUCUGAUAAAGACUAAGGGGAAACAUUCACAUUUUAAACAGACAGUUCAUGCAAGGUUUAAAAUAGAUAAAACUUCCUUUUUCCUGUGAAAAUAAUAGUAUGUGAUAAAUUGGGAAGAAUAAAUAUAGAACUUUUAAAUCUUGCAAACUUUUAAAAUGGAAAGUUAAAGAGGUUUUUAAUUCUAAAGCAGGACAAUGGAUACAUGGGUGAGAUGUGCCUUGAAAGAAAGAAUACAUACUCCAGAUCUAGUAAUAUUUUAUUCUGGAUGUAGUGGGAAAACCACAUUUUCUAUGCGUAUUUUAAAACUUACUCUGAACUGGGCAUCUUCCUUUUUAUGAUUUACAACAAAUCCAUUGUGUUAGAGAUUAUUUAAUCUAUCUUUAAAUUCUGUUUUAGAAGGUAGAAACUGUAGAGAUUAGCAAGGUACUUUGCAGAAUUACACAAAUCUAUGCAUGUUUGUUCUAGCCACUCAAAUCUACUACUGAUUCAAAAUUGUUAGCAAUCACAGCUAGCUGAUUAAAUGCAGGUACCUGCAGCAAUCCAAAUAUUGUUUAGAGACAUUGAAGAAUUAACUUAAUCAUUUGCUAUAGCUGUUCAUUAUCUUCCUAUGCACUUUAAUGAAAGAUCUGUUUGGCACUGAACAGUUCUUCAGUCCUCUUAUUAUACUUAGUCACCACACUGGAUUAUAAUAUAAGUUUGUCAGCUACAUUUACUAACCAGUGUACUCUAUAAUUUGGCAAUCACCAAAGAGCAAAAUAGCUUAAGUGGCUACGGUACUCAUGUUUUGAGAAGUAGUAGUUUAUAUGACUUGUCAAUGCAUUCAUAACCUAAUUACAUAUUUUAAGGUUUGGUAUGAAAUGAGUAAUAUAUUUGAAUGUCAGAUUCUAAGAGAGGUGUAGAUCAUACUCUGUUGUUGCCAUAAACUGAGUGUGAAAUUUAUUGAAUAGAUAUGUCUGCCUCUUCCUAUGCAGUAUAGUUCUAAUUCUGAGGAACUAUAAAAAGUUUCUUUUUGCCUCAUUUGUUUGGUAGAGUUAGAAGAAGCAUUUUGGAUUUUUCCACAGAAAAAAACAGUGUUCUGGCAUAUUGAAGGCAGUAUGAUAUUGUGAAAUUGCUGGUACUGAAAUGUGUAACAAUACAUAUUUUAUACGUAGAAGAAAAAAAUUUGGAGGGUGUUUUAAAGUCUGGCUAUUUCCCUCUGCUGGUUGUAGCAUAAUGCAAUAUGCUUUUAUGAAAAGGCAUGCAGGAAUUUGUAUUGUGGGUCUGAUUCCAGAAUAUCAAAUAGCUGCUUUAACACCAUGUUCCCUAGGAAUAAAUUUCUGAAAUAAACUGGAAUUAUAUUCUAAACAUGCCUGCUAAUAAAAUGGCAGGUAUCAAAGCAAACAAAAAAGAAACAAAACAAAAUUUUGAGUAGAUUGAGAAAAUCCAAAUUUAGAAUCCUUAAACAGUGAAUUUUAAUAUAAGUUCUAGUAAGAUAGCAUAGUUAUUGGUCAUUGUUGUUGAAAAUUAUGGGAAUUGCAAUCUCAGAAGCGUGCUAAAUUUUCCAACUUGAAACAGGCUGUCUGCAGUUCCAAUAAUUGGAAAGGUCCAUUUUGUGUUUAGAAUGUUCCAUAAUAACCUUUUGUACAAGGUUGAUCUCAACACACACAAAGAACACUAAAUUGGGAUAGUUUUAAGUCAUAAAUGUAUGUAUUUAAUGGGGCAGUUUCACAUAUUGUGUAACAUACAAUGAAGGAGUUACAUCUGGGCCCAGUUGUUGCCAACUUUGUCUUCUCGCCUUAUAUAUCACUCAAUAUAUAAUGUAGAAAUAACAGUGCCUUAAAAUCAGUAUUUUACUGAACGAUUUAAACAUAAUCAGUUCAUGUAAAUUCUUAAGUUUUAAUAAAAUGGUUAUGCAAUGAAUAGUUUGUGUCCCUCUGUAUAUUUAACAUAGAAGGAUUUAAAUGUAUGUUUAUGCUUUGUUACAAUUGGUACAUUGCCUGAUGGUUUUUAUACAAAAACCUUCAGCCUUACGAAACGUUAAAAUAAAGUUAUUUAAAGUUAAACAAAUGUGUGUCCUUCAUUAUA